UGUUUUAAGUGGAACGAUCGGGGUUUGGAAGGAUCUUUCAGACUUCUCUCUCUGUCCAUAGCCCCUGUUUUCUCUCCUUCGCAUCCAUCUUUCUUCCAAUCUAAGAAGGGUUCAGGAGAGAUUCCGGGGUGAGCGAGUUUUGCUCUCAACCUCUAAGUCCGUACAGCAAUGGGGUUCACUUCUUUCUUGGGCAGGGUUCUCUUCGCAUCCGUUUUCAUCCUCUCUGCAUGGCAAGAGUUUAACGAAUUUGGGACUGAUGGUGGGCCUGCAGCAAAGGCUCUUAGACCAAAGUACAAUGUUGUUACGGGUCAUGUAUCUUCCCAGCUUGGGGUGCAAGUUCCAGAGAUUGAACUUAAACAUCUAGUGGCUGCGGCUAUUUCUCUGAAGGGGAUUGGAGGUGUUCUCUUCAUCUUUGGCAGUUCUUUUGGAGCUUACCUCCUGCUUAUACAUCAGUUGCUUGCAACUCCAAUCUUGUAUGACUUCUACAACUAUGAUACCGACAAGAAAGAGUUUGGUCUACUUUUCGUGAAGUUUACUCAGAAUUUUGCACUUUUUGGGGCGUUGCUCUUUUUCCUUGGUAUGAAGAAUUUUGUCCCAAAAAGGCAGCCCAAGAAGAAGGCUCCCAAAACAAAAACGGGUUAGAAACAAGUGGGUGACGAAGGUCAGGUGGAGGGAUCUGCAUAUUGGUGCAAGAAACUUGUUGGGCUUCAGUUCUUGGUCUCUUGACACAAUUAUGUUAUUCAGCCAGGAUCUGCAUGGGCAUCGUUGGGGAUUUUUAUCUCUAUUCUUGCAUCAGAAUCCCUUCUUUUUUUUUUUUUUGUUUUUUAGUAUUUUCCCCCCCCCCCUGUUGAGUGGGGUUUAAUUUUGCUGCUUAUAGGCACUUCAUGAACUGUCCUUUCAAAAUGAGGUUUAG
Telopea speciosissima is the source of this 913-nucleotide messenger RNA. RefSeq lists its product as uncharacterized. Bases 169 to 642 code for a protein of 157 amino acids. The transcript has 5 exons. Lineage: Eukaryota; Viridiplantae; Streptophyta; Magnoliopsida; Proteales; Proteaceae. The record is from RefSeq and is a predicted model, not a curated record.